This is a messenger RNA of Zygosaccharomyces rouxii, 1665 nucleotides long. RefSeq names its product Rtc5p (gene RTC5). NCBI's taxonomy places the organism in Eukaryota, Fungi, Ascomycota, Saccharomycetes, Saccharomycetales, Saccharomycetaceae. The record is from RefSeq and is a predicted model, not a curated record. The transcript has a single exon. Bases 1 to 1665 code for a protein of 554 amino acids.
AUGGGACAAAGAACUUCACAGGCUACUUUACAGAGUAGUACACAUUUUACUUCCAAUUCAGAUAUUCUCAAAAGUUUUAACGAUAGGGCUUUGAAACAGUUUACAGUUACAGAGCUUGUAUCCUUUAAGAAUAAGUUAGGCAAAGAUUUAAAUGAGAGGUUAACUAAUGAGGAGUUGACUAAAUGGCUGAGCGUACCACAGGAUGAAAUAUUGCUGCGAGAGUUACUGUACAAUUUUGUUCAGGUCCUUGGUAAUUUCCCACUAAUGAAGAAUUCAUAUGAGAAUGUAACUGGCAUAGGGGUAUUGAAGGCCAUCAUACUGACAAAUCCUGAAAGAUGUAAGAAAUAUGUUAAAUCCAGAAAUUAUGAUCAAUUAAAACUGUGGUUUAUAGCACUGAGUAUUCGUAAGACCGUCAAGGAGGAUCCAAACCUGUCAUCUUCUAGUUCUUCAGAAGAGUCCUUUGACGUGACCCGUAUUCUGAAGACUUUCGAUGGAUUACACGUUAACGAGCUGAGCGUUCCAUUUGCUUAUAUGGUUCCAUUUAUCUCAUGGCUACUGAUAUUGACUACCUAUUGCCCUAUAAACAACUGUAAACUGGAAAAUGUUGCCAUGUUUGACAAUUGGAAUUCUUAUAUAAAAUCUGCUCAUACAAUCCUUAGAUCAAUGAGGCCAAUGGAUGAAUCGUCCUGGAUAGAAUAUGAGCCGUUUGCUCAUACCAUGAGAUCUAUAGCUCCUCACAUCUUUGAUCCAUUGACAAGAGUUAUGGAGCAUCUACUUUUUAAAGAUGAUGAAUUAGUGGAUCCACUUUCUGAAAAUCGCGGUGAAAUAGCAUCUUCCAAAUUGCUUAAUUCGGCACUGCUAGCUCAAAUAUCCUCUGCACUAUCAAAACAAUUGCCCAUUUAUCAUUUACAAAGAUUGUAUUUAGGUAGAGAUCACGGUUUUUCCAUGAGAUCUUUCCAGGCUAAGGUGUUCAAAUGGAGUGCUCCUACCAUAAUGCUUCUUCGUGGUAAAAGAAUAUUGGAUGAUGAAGAGUACAGCGUAAAGAAUACAAGGUUUAGGAAAUUCUUACAUGAAUACCCUAAAUUAAAACCUUCGGAUAUGGAUACAGAGGUGGAGGAAAUGUAUCCGGCCAAAUCAAAAAUAAUCCUGGCGGUAUAUGUGUCAGAUCCAUGGAAAAUAACCAAUAAGGAAUUUUUCGGUGGUCCUCAUACAACUAUCGUUCAACUAUCACCAUUCCAGGAAGUCUUUGGAAGCUCUCGGGAGAAUGCAUUGUAUUUCAACACUAUUGGUGGUGGGAUUGGUAUAGGAAAUAAACAGCCUGUGAUUAAGUCUACGGCUAAAUCCUAUUCACCUGGCAAUGUAUCAUUAACGAUGGAUAGUGCAUUGGAAUUUGCAGUCCUUAGACAUGCCGGUCAAGGUGGAGUUUUAAAACCAGGUUUAGUGGUUGGUGAUAAAGAUUUUGAGGUGAAGAUGUUAUUACAAGAUGUGGAAGUCUGGGGGUGCGGUGGUGAGAAAGAAUUAGAAGAACAACUAAAACAAUGGGAAUGGGAAGAAUCAGAGGCCAAAAGACGUCAACAGAUCAACUUGCGCAGUAUUGGUGAAGAUAGAGCCCUAUUGGAAAUGGCGGGCCUGGUAGGGCAAGCUCAAAGCGGAGGAUCCGUAUAA